Messenger RNA from Microthlaspi erraticum, 1509 nucleotides. The record is from the annotation of a GenBank genome assembly. NCBI's taxonomy places the organism in Eukaryota, Viridiplantae, Streptophyta, Magnoliopsida, Brassicales, Brassicaceae.
AUGUCCCACAGAGUAGAGUCUUUAUCAGUUUCUCCACUGGCAAGCUCACUUGUUCAUUGGGUUGUUGGAAUGAUCUGCGAGUUGCAAAUAUGCUACAUCGCCAGCCUUCUUGAAGAGGUUGUUCGCCCUGGAGUUUUCUAUUUCCUUACUGAUCCUCAAAAUGAUGAUCCUUCCAUCCGAGAUUUGAUUGAUGUUCCAGUACACAAGCUUGCUCGGGAGGUUUUGUUAGAAUAUGCAGGGAUUGGGAGUUUGAUGGUCAUGCUGGUGUUUUUACCACUCGAACUUGCGAUAUGGAUGGCCCCAUCAAUAUUCCCACUUGAUAUAUCUGUAUCCGACCCAUUUAGUGAGAUUCCAGCCGUCAUGCUUCUGUUUCAAAUAUGCAUACCGUUUAUUAUCGAGCAUUACGAGACCACAAUCAAGUCCCUUCUAUGCUGCUGGUUCACCGGCGUCAGUUGGGCGUUUGGUUUGACAGACUACCUUUUGCCAAGACCAGAGGAAAACAUUGGUCAGGACAACGUAAAUGGUGAACCAGGAAGGCAGAACAGAGCACAAGUGUUGCAGGUCGGUGGACAUGACACGGCCAUGGUUACACUUCCAGCAGCUGGGAAUGUCAACACGCGUGAGGAAUAUGAAAAUGAUGAAGAACAAUCUGAUUCAGAGUACAACUUUGUUGCCCGGAUAAUCCUUCUUCUACUUGUUGCAUGGGUGACUCUUCUUCUCUUCAACUUAGGAAUGAUAGUUGUACCAGUUUCUAUUGGGCGUGCUUUAUUUAGUGCCAUCCCAAUUCUCCCAAUAACGCAUGGCAUCAAAUGCAAUGACCUGUUUGCUUUCUUCAUUGGCACAUACGCCUUUUGGACUUCCAUAUCUGGGGCUAGGUAUGCCAUCGAGCAUGUCAAUUCAAAGAGGACUUCAGUCUUGCUAAACCAAAUAUGGAAAUGGUGUGGGAUUGUCUUCAAGAGCUCGGUGCUGUUAGCCAUAUGGGUUUUUAUAAUUCCGGUACUUGUCGGACUUCUGUUUGAGCUAUUGGUGAUUGUUCCAAUUAGAGUCCCAGUAGAUGAAAGCCCUGUGUUCCUCUUGUAUCAAGACUGGGCUUUUGGACUCAUAUUUUUGAAGAUCUGGACUAAACUGGUAAUGCUGGAUCUUAUGCUUCCAAUAUUGGGUCAUAGCUGGAGAGCAAAGUUUGAGAGAGUAAGAGAAGAUGGCUUCUCAAGGCUUCAAGUGUUAUGGGCACUCAGAGAGAUUGUAUAUCCGAUUGUGAUGAAACUCCUAACAGCACUAUGCGUGCCUUAUGUCUUGGCGAGAGCAGUGUUCCCAAUGCUCGGAUAUCCGCUAGUUGUGAACUCGGCGGUCUACAGAUUUGCUUGGAUAGGUUGUCUCUCGGUGAUCCUCUUCUGCUUCUGUGCGAAAAGAUGUCAUGUGCGGGUCAGGAAACUUCACAACUCCAUCCGUGAUAAACGUUAUCUCGUUGGUUUGAGACUCCAUAACUUUGGGGAAGCUGCUUACUGCUAA